GCUUUGUGUGAUAUAAAUACAAAACGUCUUACAAUAUCAAUGCUAGACCUAGAAUAAAACCUAUGAAUUAUAAAAUUAAGCCGAAUUGAUUUUCAUCGAAACCGAAACGAGAAAACAACAAAAUUUAAAAUUAGUGAUAACCGAUUAGAACAAUAAACCGAACCGAUUGUUCUCUUCGUUGGUUCUUCCCUUAAUUGUAUGAAGCCUCGCGGGAAAGUAAACUGGGGGUAAUAUCGGAAAUCACAGAAGGCAUUAAAAGGCGGGAAAAAGAGCCGUUGCGAACUAAAACUCUCAAACUAUGGCGCCAAAAAAAAGACGGUGGUUGCGACUCUGCCCGUAAAUUUUCUCGGGCAGCUAAUUUCUAUUCUUCUUAAAUUUCCAAUGUUACCCUUUCAUUUCUUCAUCUUCUUCAAAAAACUUCUCCUUUAUUUGCGACCCCAAAGACAGAAGUCACAGAAUAUUAUUUUGACUAUUUAAAUCUCUCUUUAUCACAUUUUCUUCUCAAUUUUUUUCCUCCUCCUCCUUCAAAAAAAAAAAAAAAAACCUUUUUUUUCCUUUCACACCUAGAAAAAUUGACCAAACACAAGUUUAAUCUUUUUCCCACUUUCAAUAUAUUCUCUCUUAUUCCGAUUCCUCUUCUUCUAAUUGGAACAAGUCUCUGUUUUUAUCUCUCUGUUUUCUUUUGGUUUUUACUCUGUUUUUUUCUUUUUAUCUUGAUUGGAGAUAGUUCAAGAGAGAUGGGUCUUUCGAAGAAAUCUCAAUUUGACGGAGGUUUAGAUUCUGACGGGAAGAAAUGGGUUAUCGCCGGAAUUUCGAUUCAGGCUUCGUUGAAACCAGUGAAGACAAAACACAAAGCGCCGCCGGAGAAAGAAGCCGAAGUUGAAGAAGAUUGCUACAAUGAAGAGGAAGAGUGUUCGACGACACCGACAGCGAAGGAAACGAAGAUACCGGAGAUAUUGGAAUGUCCACCAGCACCGAGAAAACGACGGCCGGCGUUAAAAUGUCGGUGUAACGCCGUUAUAGAGUUCUUUACGCCUCCUUCUGAUUUAGAGACGGUGUUUAUACGGCGCCGUUAGUGAGUUUAGAGUUUUUUUUUUUUUAAUAUAGUUAUCUAAUUAUAUAUUAAUUACAGGCCAUGAAAACUUUGGUUAUUAGAAUUAAGAAUUUAGAUUUUGUAAUGAUUUUUCUUAAAGAGUAUUUGGAUUUUAAAUUAUAGUUUCAGUUUGGGA
Molecule: messenger RNA, 1229 nt
Organism: Arabidopsis lyrata subsp. lyrata
Lineage: Eukaryota; Viridiplantae; Streptophyta; Magnoliopsida; Brassicales; Brassicaceae
Product: cyclin-dependent protein kinase inhibitor SMR6
Exons: 1
Coding region: 738-1076 (112 amino acids)
Biological process (GO): regulation of DNA endoreduplication
Source: RefSeq, a predicted model, not a curated record